Aureococcus anophagefferens is the source of this 1590-nucleotide messenger RNA. RefSeq lists its product as hypothetical. The transcript has 2 exons. Bases 1 to 1590 code for a protein of 529 amino acids. Lineage: Eukaryota; Pelagophyceae; Pelagomonadales; Pelagomonadaceae. The record is from RefSeq and is a predicted model, not a curated record.
AUGGUGACGGCGUCGGGCGAGCGCAUCGUCGGGAAGGCCAUCUCCGCGGACAGCCCGGCGUUCUUCCACGUCGCCCACGCCGAGGUGAACCCGGAGCUCGGGCGGCGCCUCAAGCGGUCCAAGGGCCCGCCCUUCGUUCCGGGCAAGGACCGCAUCGAGGCCGCGCGGCGCGCGGCGGUGAGCACGCACGCGUCGCUCCGGGACCCGCCGAGCGGCGUCGCGUCGCGGCACGCGCACGGCGUCGCGCUCCGCGGCGACGGCUCCGCCUUCCGGCGCCGCGUCGGCGCGGCCGAGUCGUACGUCGAGCAGGCCGCGGAGUCGUCGGACCUGCUGGUCUGGCAGCGGACGCAGGACCGCGACGAGGACUUCUCGAGCCCCCUGCAGACGCUCCGGCCCGUGAGCCGCGUCGACUACUACGACGCGCGGCCGCCGUUCAGCAACUACGUCGGCGAGCUCGGCCGCACGGCGCGCCUCGCGACGGCGCCGGCGCUCGGCCGCCGGCACCGCGGCGGCGCGCGCGCGCGGUCCGCCAUGGGCCGCGGCCGCCGCGGCCGCGGCGACGGCGCCGCGGCCGCGCCGCGGCUCGCGGCGCUCGCGCCCGCGGGCGCGCCGGCGGGCCUCCGCGCGCGCGCGGCGGCCUACGCCGCGGGCGCGGCCGCGAGCCAGGUGCGCCACGCGCGCGAGCGGCCGAAGACGAGCGAGAGCCGCCACCGCGACGGCGUCGACGGCCCGCGCCAGCUCUGGCGGCCGGGCACGCCGCCGUUCCACCGCACCUGGGUCAGCAGCCCGCGCGCGCCCCUCGUCGCGCCCGAGGCGUCGACGGCCGCCGACGACGUCGCCGCCUUCGAGCGGCGGAACCACGCCGCGCUCGAGCUCGGCGACUACAGCAAGCGCGAGCUCGUCGCGCUCAUCGCCGCGCAGGGCCUCGACCCGCCGGGCCGCCUCGUCUGGGACCCCGCCUCCGCGACCAUGGUCCGCGAGAGCCUGCCCAAGGAGACCUACGUCGACUUCUGCCGCCAGAAGUUCUACGAGCGCGACCCGCAGCCCCUCGUCCGCGUCGGCCGCCGGCUCCGCGCGGCGCCCGGCGGCGGCCUCGCGGUGCUCGACGCGUCCGCGGAGCUCCCGGGGGAGCGCGGCGGCGACGACGGCGCGCUCUACCGCGUCGUCUCCGUCUACCGCGCGGACAACGGCGGCGCGCGCGUCGUCUGCUACGACCCGCGGACCUGCGCCUACGGCCGGCUCCUCCUGCUCGAGGAGCGCCUCGAGGAGCUCCACGUCGGGCCCGCGCCGGCCCGCGACGCCGACUACCCCGCCUGGAGCCGCGGCCUCGUCGAGCGGCUCGAGCUCGGCGCCGAGGGCGACCUCCGCGUCGGCCGCCAGCCCCUCCAGCCCAACGGCCUCACGCUCGACUUCUCCCUCAGCGGCCACCGCGAGCCGCGGCCCGGCGCCGCGUCGGACGCGCCGCGCCGCCGCGCGCCGCCGGGCGACCGCGCGCCGCCGCGGCCCGACGCCGCCGCCGCCGCGUCGCCCGUCGUCCUCCGCCACCCGCCGUCGCGCCACAUGGUCACCCAGUGGUUCGACUUCAUGUAG